GUUUCCAAGAUGGCGACUGUGAAGCGUGAACUAACGAAGAAUUUCACGUCAGAGAAGGUCGUUCAUCACACCAAGGUCUCCAUUAUAGGAACAGGAUCGGUCGGUAUGGCUUGUGCAAUUAGCAUCUUAUUAAAAGGCUUGAGUGAUGAACUUGCUUUUGUGGAUAAUGAUGAAGGCAAACUGAUGGGUGAAACAGUGGAUCUCCAACAUGGUAGCCCUUUUAUGAAAAUGCCAAAUAUUGUUUCUAGCAAAGAUUACCUUGUCACUGCAAACUCCAGUGUAGUGAUUAUUACAGCAGGUGCACGCCAGAUAAAAGGAGAGACACGGCUUGAUUUAGUGCACCGAAAUGUGUCUGUGUUUAAAUUCAUGAUUUCCAAAAUUAUCCAGCACAGUCCUCGCUGCAAACUGAUUAUUGUUACCAAUCCAGUGGAUAUCUUAACCUAUGUAGCCUGGAAGCUGAGUGCAUUUCCCAAAAACCGUGUUAUCGGGAGUGGCUGUAAUCUGGACACUGCCCGUUUCCGUUUCUUUAUUGGUCAGAGGCUUGGUAUUCACCCUGAAAGCUGUCAUGGGUUGGUCCUUGGAGAGCACGGAGAUUCAAGUGUUCCUGUGUGGAGUGGAGUGAAUAUUGCUGGGAUCCCACUGAAAGAUCUGCAUCCAAAUAUAGGAACUGAAGAAGACUCUGAGCGGUGGGGAGAUGUUCACAAACAAGUAGUUUCCAGUGGAUAUGAGAUGCUAAAAAAGAAAGGAUAUACUUCUUGGGGAGUUGGCUUAUCUGUAGCUGAUUUAACGGAAAGUAUUUUGAAGAAUUUAAGGAGAGUGCAUCCAGUUUCUACUAUAAGUAAGGGUCUCUAUGGAAUAAAUGAAGAAGUAUUCCUUAGUGUUCCUUGCAUCCUGGGAGAGAAUGGCAUUACCGAUGUCAUAAAGGUAAAGUUGACCCCUGAAGAGGAGGCCCUUCUGAAAAAGAGUGCAGAAAUUCUUUGGAAAAUUCAGAAGGAGGUCAAGCUUUAAAGUUGUUUAAUAAAGCUACUUUUCUUAAGUUAUUGAAGAAGAGACAGUCAUUAUAGGAUUACAUAUGAACUCUGAAUUCCUAAAAGCUUGAAAAGGGAACGGUUCUUAGCUUCCUCUUUGAUUAAGCAUCCAGAUAUUGGAUAACAGCUAACUCAGUACAAUUCCUAAGAGACUGUCAGACGUGUUUUGGUACCUUGUCUUGUACUUGCCAUCUGAUCCAGAACACUGUAUGAUGUGUGCAUCCUGUAUGACAGAAGUUCUACUCCUCAGGUAUUCUCUUACCCUAGCUGGCCUACACUUAUGUUCAUGUAUAUGCUAUAAAAAA
Condylura cristata (star-nosed mole) is the source of this 1333-nucleotide messenger RNA. RefSeq names its product lactate dehydrogenase A-like 6A (gene LDHAL6A). Gene Ontology annotation, biological process: carboxylic acid metabolic process. Gene Ontology annotation, molecular function: L-lactate dehydrogenase (NAD+) activity. The transcript is spliced from 7 exons. NCBI's taxonomy places the organism in Eukaryota, Metazoa, Chordata, Mammalia, Eulipotyphla, Talpidae. Gene Ontology annotation, cellular component: cytoplasm. The record is from RefSeq and is a predicted model, not a curated record. The coding region runs from base 10 to 1008 and encodes 332 amino acids.